Messenger RNA from Colletotrichum acutatum, 1038 nucleotides. RefSeq lists its product as uncharacterized. NCBI's taxonomy places the organism in Eukaryota, Fungi, Ascomycota, Sordariomycetes, Glomerellales, Glomerellaceae. The transcript is spliced from 5 exons. Bases 385 to 1038 code for a protein of 217 amino acids. The record is from RefSeq and is a predicted model, not a curated record.
GAACCACCUGAGCGAGAUACUUCUGAGUCACUUUACCCUUGCGAUGUUGAAGAGUCUCCAUACAAUCCUCUAUGGCCUUUGAGAGACAAGCGAGAAGUCUUCCUGCUUCAGCAUUUUAUUAAUCAUCUUUCUUUUUGGUUUGACUAUUGCGAUAAAGAUCGUCACUUUAGAACGAUCAUCGUGCAAACGGCUUCGACCCACUUUGUCCUUCUCAACGCCCUUUUGGCAAUCUCAUGCAAGCAUUUGAGUCAGACACAGCCCGAGAAAUGGGUUCCUGGAGAAGCCGACGACUAUCAAGCAAGAUGCCUACAGUCAUAUAUCCCGGCUCUGGCACACCCAGGGUCAGCACGAGGCUUUACGACUGGAGUCCUAUGCGCCAUCACUAUGAUCCUGCGACUCUAUGAGGAAAUGACAGCACGUACCCCUCCUCCCCGUCUUGCAGAGAGAUGCGGCAUCACCAGAACUCUUGAGCCCACGUCCGACUUCGAUUGGGCGUGGCGCAUCAUCACUUUCACUGAGGACGUUUUGAUAUUUGCAUACGGCCCAGACGCGCGGUCCAUCGGGUCUUGGGAGAAUCUGCGUGCCUAUCUACAUCAGUGGAUGGAGAAGAGGCCGGCAUCUUUCAAUCCUCUGUGGCAAACGGGCUCUGAUCGCGAGGCAUUUCCUGAGAUCAUUUUUGCCAAUGAUUUUCAUAUUGCUGGUCAUCAGCAUGCCAUUAUCUGCCAGAUAAUGUUGCUGACUCACGACCCUCGUAUGCCUGUACUUGGUCUCGACAAGGCUAUGGCUUCGAAAGCUGUUGAAGAAGAGAUUCGGCGCUUGACCCGCCAAAUUUGUGGUAUUGCACACUCGGCAGGCGAGUGGCAGCCAGCAACCAUAGCCGCGGGAAUGACGGUUGCUAUGUGCGGUCAUUUGUUCCACGAGCCUGCGGAACAAGAGAAAUUGCUCGAAAUUCUCGCAAAGUCAGAAGCGCACAUGGGCUGGUCAUUAUUGAGGCAAGAAGAGAAGCUGAAGGCUUUUUGGGAAUGCAAUGCAGAGUAA